AUGCCGCGACAACGCGCUGCGUCGGGCGCUUCGUCAGCGUCGUCAAAGUCGGCGCCGGAGGACCAGGAGCUGGGGAGUAUGUAUGACUAUCUGGCAAAGAUCGUAUUGCUGGGCCCGAGCGGGUGCGGGAAAUCAUGUCUCCUGCAUCGCUUCGUCCGCGGUGAAUGGCGCGUCCUCACCUCGCAAACCAUCGGCGUCGAGUUCUCCAGCAAAAUCAUCAAAGUCGGCACGGGCCCACGCCGCAAGCGCAUCAAGCUGCAGCUCUGGGACACGGCGGGCCAGGAACGCUUCCGCUCCGUGACCCGCUCCUACUACCGUGGGGCUGCCGGCGCCCUCCUCGUCUACGACAUCACCAACCACACCACGUUCGCCUCCCUGCCCACAUUCCUGACGGACGCGCGGGCGCUCGCGUCCCCGAACCUUGCGCUGCUGCUCGUCGGGAACAAGAACGACCUGUCGGCGCCGCCGGAGCUGGUUGAUGUGGACCAGGCGCCGCCGGAGAGGGCCGUGAGUGCGGGGGAGGCGGCGAGGUGGGCGGAUCUGAAUGGGGUGCCGGUGGCGAUGGAGACGAGUGCGUUGACGGGUGGGGGGGUGGAUGAGGUGUUUGAGAGGCUGGCGGGAAUCAUUGUGACGAGGAUUGAGCUGGGGGAGGUGGAUCCGGAUGAUCCGAUGAGCGGGAUCCAGUAUGGGGAUGGAGGCGGAUGGGUGGAUGCAGGGGGACGGAGGAGGGGCGGGAGUGCGGGGGGUGGCAGCGGAGGGAGUAUGAAGGGGAGGAGCGCACUGGCGGAGUGGGGGGAUGUGUUUAGGGAUGGGACGGGGAGGAAGAAGAGGGGGUGCUGUUAG
Messenger RNA from Morchella importuna, 843 nucleotides. RefSeq lists its product as uncharacterized. The transcript has 4 exons. Gene Ontology annotation, molecular function: GTP binding; GTPase activity. The record is from RefSeq and is a predicted model, not a curated record. Gene Ontology annotation, cellular component: endosome. Gene Ontology annotation, biological process: regulation of endocytosis. The coding region runs from base 1 to 843 and encodes 280 amino acids. NCBI's taxonomy places the organism in Eukaryota, Fungi, Ascomycota, Pezizomycetes, Pezizales, Morchellaceae.